AUCAGGUUAUCCUUUAUAAUUAAAGCAGUGACAACAAAUGAUAAGCAAACUGAUAUUUACAGUUACUACCUUACAUGUGUAUCACUUUCCUGCCGCCGCCGCCACUCACAUGUAAGCUCUUUAUCGCACACACACUCUCUCUCUCUCUCUAAAAUAUCUCUAUCUAACUCUAUCCUUCUCUUUCUUUAUUUUCGUAAACCACUGUGAAGCCAUCAUUGACAGUGUGUGCGUGUGUUUCAGAAAUGCCUACGUAGUAAAACAAAAGAUUAGGCAAAAACAAAAACAAAACAAAAGAAAGAACAAGAAGGACGACAACGACGAAAAUAAAAAAACAAAACAAAACAAGUGUCAACACUUACAAAGACUGUCCACAUGUCACAUCACAUUAUAAAUCACAGUCCAAUUCAAUAUGUUGCUACUAUUUUACCAACUAAUUUACCAAACCAAACAACUCCAAGCGCCUUACCAGAAAUGUAAAAUUGGUGGAAGAGAAGAAAAAAUAAACACAAGGUUUUUCGAAAUGUUCUGUGACAUUUAUGGAAUAUUAUGAAGUCCAUUGUUUUACUCUCCUUUAUGUAAAUAUCACUUGAAAUGGGACGACCAUUCAAAAAACGAGACACAUAGUGGUGGAGUAUAAAAGAAAAAGAAAAGACAAAACGUACCCCUCACUUGUCUGUCACUUCACAGGUUCGUUUGUUUCGUGAAGGUGUAUGUAGAAAGAAGAAAAACAAGAGACAAAAGAAAAAGAAAAUAAGGGAAACUAAACCAACAAGUGCUUUCUAUUAUACACUUAUUCUCUUUUCUUUCUUGUUCUUUCGACAAGAUACUAUUUUUUAAUACAUAUUACGCGCCGAGUUUUUUGGAUUGGUCACACCUGGAUUUACUUGUUUAUGGUGUGCCGGUUUAUUUCGCCUAAACCCUUUCAGUCAUGGCUUUCCAAUUACCUGAUAAACUGGAUGCCUCACGGAAACUAAGACAGUCCCUUAUUCCGGCACCUAAGGUAUAUUCUAAAACAGCACAACAGGAAACCAAUUCAUACAAAACAAACACUGCUGUUGAUGAAAAGCCAAAUACCUCAAAGCAGUUCAAUAUCGGAGAUCGAGUAUGCAUCAGUAGCCAAAAGCACGGCACGCUUUUGUAUUUUGGUAAACUACAUGUAUCAGAUGGUUUGUGGUGUGGUAUUGAACUAGAGUUACCUGAAGGAUCCCAUAAUGGUAAAAUUGAAGACGUCAGGUAUUUUACCUGUAAAAAGUUCCACGGUAUUUUUGCUCCAAUUGAUAAGGUUGAGCGUGUGAUUCCGAGUAAGCCUCUCACAACAUGGGCAAAGGUCAAAGAAUCAAGCGUAAAUGAUGAGAGAAACAAUGAGCUACAGAAAGACCAGUCUGUGACAAAUAUAGAAAAUCACGAAGAAGAUUAUCCAGUAAAGCGUCGGAGUGAGGGGGGAAAUGUGAAUUUUUGGAGGAAAACAAAACCACAAAUUCAAGACCAAAAUUUGUCAGAAACACAUUCUCUGGAAAAUCAAGUUAACCUUUUGGAAACUCAUCCAUCGCUUGCUAACAAAGGUCAUGACAACUCUGACCAUCAUACACCUUGGCAGCAGUUCUUGAAGUCCCAUGGUUCACCAAAUUCAUAUGUUCAAUCACAACACAUUCAGAACCAAUCUAAAUCACCUUCUCAGUCUCAACAACUGAAGGCUGUGUCAAAGGAAUGUGAAUCUUCAUCUCCAUAUACAUCUGGCCAUUCUAUACCAUUGCACUCAUCCAGGACAACUGGGUCCACUCAACAGCUACAGAACAGCACAACUUCAUCUUAUUCAGACCAACAGCAAUCUUACUCACGGUUGCAAUACCAGCCUCAGCAGCAAUACUCUGGACAGCAGUUCAAACCUCAGCAAUAUCAGCGGAAUUCAAUUCCACACCAAUACCAGCAGCAGCAGUACCAACAGCCACAGCAGCAGCAUCAGCAGUUCAGCUCACCUCACUCUCAUCAUCAAAGCCUGCACUUUUCACCUCAGCAACAGUACGACACGUCAUCGCUGCCUCCUCAACAAUUGUAUCUACACGAGACACAGCAGCCAGGUCACCAGUACUCUGGCCACCACUACCCACCUCAGCAACAACAGUACCCACCUCAUCAGCAGCAGUACCCACCACCUCAACCACAGCAGUAUCUCCCUCAGCAGCAAUAUCCACCACCACCACCACAACAAUCCCAGCAAUAUCCGCUGCCACCACACCAACACCAGUACCCACCAGCUCCACAACAGCAGCCAUACGCAUCUCCACCCCAGCAGCAACAAUACCCACCACUGCCACUGCAUCAGCAACAGCAGUUCAUACCAACACCUCCACCCCAUCAGCAGCAAUACCCCCAACCACCACACCAUCAACAACAGUAUCCCCCACCACCACACCAUCAAUCCCUUCCCCAGCAGCAGCUGUAUGCUUCACCACCACCACCACCACCCCAGCACUCUUCAAAAUCCUCUGAUCACAGCUUGUGUCUCCCUGAAGAGCGUUCUAUAAGUGAGGAAAAAGACAAUGGCUCGACCCAAGCCGACAUGGGAAUCAGUGCUUGUGUUAAGGAAUACCUGGAAUCUGACCGUAGAACUUACUUCAAUUUUACAUUUGAUGCUGAAAACGGUGGCAAUGUCAGGACAGCAUCAAACAAACCAAAUUCCUUGACAUCAUCACUCUACCAGGCAGAGAGAGAACUUGACCCGGCAGGAGUCAUCUGGGAACUGGAAAAUACAGAUGAUGAGAUCAGUUUCCGUAUAGAUUCUGAAAAAACAUCAGAAUCUAGUUCGUUAGCAACAAGUACAGAUGAAAAGCAAUUGACAUCAAAGUUAGAAAGCGGAUCUCCUCUAAACUCUAAGUUGGCUUUAACUGAGAAUAAAAUGGCAGAGUCUGAAGCGUUGCUCAUCAAACAACUUGAGGAAGAACUUGCAAGUAAUAUUGUUGAAAGGGGUACAGAAAGUGAGAAAGGUAGCAGUGAGGAAGAUGAAAUUAUUAUAACCAAUAAUAAGGAUAAGAAAAAUAAACUUCUAAUAAACAUAGAAAAGGCAGUGGAACAUGGUGUUAACAGCCUUCAUGGUGGUCAUAUAACUUUGGACAUGAAAUCCUCUUUGGAUUCGCAGUUCAGUGACAUAACCUCUGAUAGAACACCACCAAUAAUGACUGAUUCUGGUAUCAUGGUUGACAGUAGAAUAUCUGACUUCGGUCGAUAUAAAUGUUCUUCAAUGGAAAAUAGUCUUGACAUGGAGCAUCUCCAUACCAGUGACCAAUUAGCUGCAGAUCUUCAAGAUGGCCACAGAGAGAAGAACAGACCUACCUCUCUUAUUUCAACAACCAGCGUUGACACUGGAUAUGCCGAUACUGAAUCUUGUAUUAUGGCUUCUCCAUUGAACACCGAAGACAUGAAAGCUCUGAUAAAUACUGAAGAGCAAGAAGAAAUAGAGGGUGAUUCUGUGAAGAAAUUGGUCUUAGAACCAUUAGAAAGUGCUCUUCAGUCUGAUCCUUCUAAAGACAUUUGUACCAAUGAAAAUGAUUCUUUGGUUAAAAUUGAAGAGUGCCAGCGUAAUGAAGAUAUUAUUCCAGGAAAUAAAGAAAAGGAACUUAAUCUAUCAGAAAAGGGCAAGGAAGCUGAGACUGUGGAAAAAAUUGACGUUGAGUGUGAGAGCAGUGUAAAAGUUUCUGCUACCAAAGAGGUGAAUAAAAUAGCAGAAAAUAAAGUGGAAAGAAGGGCCAGUUCCACAGAAAAAUCUACCAAAAAUGCAGCAAAUAAAGUGAAAGCAACUCGGACAAGGGACUUGUUAAGUAGAUCUGCUGAACGAAAAGCUGAUUCACCAAAAACAGCUGCAGUACCUGAGGUACCAAAAAUAAAAAGGGAAAGACCUAAGAGCAAAUGGGAUACAAUCAUGAAUAAAAUUGAGAACAACAAAGAUAGCAUAAAACUGAAAACCAGAUCUGAUGUGAAAAGUACAAUUGGAUCGUAUGUGCAACAAAAGCCAACAGUCAAUAAGGAACCGAAACCUGUGAAAGAAAUACCCAAAGUUACACAUAUUCCUCAGCCCGACUAUAGCAAAGUAAAAAGCAAGCUGUUUUCUGCAACUGCAAGUACGUCUACUAAACAGAAAAUAUCUUUAAAAGCAACUAACAAAGUGACAAAUAAUUUGAAGAUUAGACGAGAUUCCUCUAAAUCUGUUGCUAGCAGCACUUCAACUCUAGAGUGUUCUAGUGACCAUCAGUCUGAAGACAAAGUAAAGAAAGAAAAAGAUGCAAAGUCCCAGAAAAAGCCUCUUGGAUCAAAGACAUCAUUACGAUCUGGAAGCAUUUCAAGCUUAAAGGGUUCAACUACGGCUCAGCCCACAUCAAAGAGCAUGAAUACCAAAAACCCCACCACAUGGACAAAUGACAAAAAUGUAUUAAACAAAACCUUCACCAUACAGAGCACACCAAAGAAAAUCUCAUCUUCAAAGACUCCCAGUUCUGGGAAAAUUAAUGUGACAAACAAUGUGACAAAGGACAAAAAGUCUCCUGCCUUAAAACAUUCCUCGCAUCAAGUGGACCAAAACAAAGUUAACAAGACCACAAGGAAUAAAGUUCCUAGCUUGAAAACGAGCCAGGGUGACAAUAAAGAUGCCAAAAAAGAAAUUACUCGACUUGAGGGCCUUUGUGAAUCUCGCACCAAGGAUCUUCACAUCACCAAGCUACAGCUGAAAGAAACUUUAAAGGGUUUUGAUGCUAUGUCGGUGUUGGUUAACUAUCUAGCAGUUGAGCUUGAUGCAUUUACAAAUUUCUCCUUGAAAGAAAAGUUUGGUUUAAUGAAAGAAGAACUCACUGAAACCAAAAAAGAAUUGGAGAAUUUAAAUGAUAAACAGAAAAGCCUCACCAAAGAAAUAGAAGACAUCAAUGCUGCCCAUGAAAAAGCUUUAUCACUUUUGGUUACAACUCAUAAUACCACUCUUAUGGAACUGAAAGAAAAACUCAAUGAGAAACAUAUGCAAGAACUAUCACGACAGGCAGAGAAAUGGCAAAAUGAUAAAGAAAAAUAUAAACAGCAGGUAGAAGAAAAGAAUAAAGAUAUUGACUCUGAACAUCAACAGGAAUUAAGUUCUCUGCGAUUGCGUAACUUGGAAGAAAUUAGAACUCUCCAAAGAAAGCAUGACGAUCAGAUGGAACGACUACACCAACAACAUAGAGACAAACUUGCAGAGAUUACCAAUACUUUUGAAACCAUUAAAAUGUCAUUAUCGAAUAAAGUUGAAUCCUUAUGUGAAGAAUGUGAUAAAUUAAGAAAGCGAGCAGCCGUAUGUGAAGAAAAUCUAGAAAAAGAAGUUGAUGUAAGGAUUCAUAAUGCUCUUGAAGUAUACAAUCACUUACCCCAAGAAAUUGAUAGCUUAAAAGCUGUUAUUGAUAUGAAAAACACAGAGAUUCAGAAUCUUAAUAAAGAAAAUGGUAACUUGAGAACUCAGGCAGCAGAAAUACAACCAGCUCUAGAAAAGAUAACAUUACUGCAACAGAAAAUUGAGAAUUUGGAAGCCAUAUUACAAAUUAAAACUGACCAUGAAAAGCAAUUGAAUGAGAAAUGCCAAAGUUUAAUGAGGAAGUUUAAUAAAGAGAAUCGGGCUAACAAACGCAUGUCGAUGGAAUUUGACAAACUGAAAUGGCAUAUGAGUCAAAGUGACCUUUCUGGGUCACAGGAAAAUAUCUUAAAGAUGUACAGCUGUUCACCUUCUGGUAGUGAAUCUGGGUCUCCUGAUCCUACUCAGAGAUUCAGUCGAUCACCAAAACAUUGGGAUUAUGAUGAUGCCUCUGGUGAUCAGUUAUCUAUGUCCGUUUCUUGUGACGGAUCAAAUGAACUUAAAACAAGGCGGAGAGUGGAUACGUUCUUGGUGACCGAUAAGAUCUCUCCUCAAAAUAGUCCAAAAUAUAAAUCCAACUCAGUUCGUAUGUCUCAGUCGUGGACAACAAGUGACGAUCAAACAGACCUAUUUACUUCUACACAAUCAACCAACACAGACACCACUACUACCACCGCCACUUCCACCACCACUACCACCACCACCACACACGCAAACUUGCCAUCACCUGCUGAAUCAACAAAACCUAUAUCAUCUGAAAAUUCAGAUAUAAACACGUGUCCAACUAAAGAAGAGUCUUCAUCUACUUGAUCUCAUUUUUUUUUUCUCCCCAUUGUUGAACAUUUUUGUUAACUUAUAGGCAGAAAAGUUUAUGCAUAGAUUAGUUGUUUCAAAUUUUUUCCAUAAAUUUGUUUUAAACGUAUUUCAAAUAAUUUAGAUAACUUUUUUGAUAUUGGUUCACAGUAUCUUUAUAAAGGAAGGCAUUUGUAUUUUUCAUUAAUCAUUAUUCAAAAUAGGUAAAAAAGAAAAAACAAAAA
Messenger RNA from Octopus bimaculoides (California two-spot octopus), 6399 nucleotides. RefSeq lists its product as uncharacterized. Lineage: Eukaryota; Metazoa; Mollusca; Cephalopoda; Octopoda; Octopodidae. The record is from RefSeq and is a predicted model, not a curated record. Gene Ontology annotation, cellular component: nucleus; cytoplasm. Gene Ontology annotation, molecular function: microtubule binding.